Babjeviella inositovora NRRL Y-12698 is the source of this 1920-nucleotide messenger RNA. RefSeq lists its product as uncharacterized. The transcript has a single exon. The coding region runs from base 302 to 1618 and encodes 438 amino acids. The record is from RefSeq and is a predicted model, not a curated record. NCBI's taxonomy places the organism in Eukaryota, Fungi, Ascomycota, Pichiomycetes, Serinales.
UGUCCGUGCCUUAAUGCCGUCACACUGGGUACACUUCUCCUUUGCCCAUACAUAUUCCUUCCCAAUAAAAAGCACUAGAAACGUCUACACUACUCCUUCCUCUAACCCUGUCAAACAAUUUGUCUCUCCCCUUAUCUAGAUACCCAUCCCGUGCACUGUACCUGUGACUCCCUGUUAAUAGACACCUCUCCUGCACACACCUUUGUUGUUUGCUAACCUGUUGUUAUUCACACAAACAAGGACAUUCUUUAUCUCUCCACACUCAGAUCAAACACCUUCCCAGUCGUAUCCACCCUAUUAAAUGUCCUUCCCUGCCGAAAUGAAAUUUCACCACCACCUUCCCGAAAGCCAGGGUGCGCUCCGGGAUGCGGUGUUGUGCAACAAGUGCCACGAGCCGCGGGACCUCAACACGGAGUCGCACGAAGCGUUGCUCAAGUUCCGCAACUGCCCGCCGUGUCGGGCGCUCUUUGCGCAGCUGAAGAAACAGCAGCGCACCAAGAAGAUCAACGCCGAGUCGCACGUGUUCAAUUCUGCCGAUAAAUUCUUUGCGCAGUGUGAUUACGCGCACAACCACACACCGCAGCGACAGAUCGACCACUUGAAGCUUCGGAUGGUGUGGGAUGCGCGGAAGGGAGGCAUUCCACCACCGCCGCUCUACUCCAAGGAGCAACUUGUGGGAAUGGGGCGCGACCACCAGCAGCUCCUCCAGGAGGUGAAAACGUACUUCAAGGAAGCUCUCAUCGAGCCAUUAGAGAGCAUCGUGGGAUGCGCGUUUGCCAUCCGUUCGUCCAACUUCAAGAAAAACAACAAAGUUUAUCUCUCGCUCCUCUGCUGCAAGGACGAGAACGGACUUGCAAAGACAAAGUCAAAGGGUCUACGGGGGUUCACCAAUAAAAAGCGGAUCUUCCGCUGCGAGUCGCUUAUCAUUGCGAACUAUUCCCCCCUCGAAGGCUGCAUCAAUAUGGAGGUGAAUCAUCACAGCCACGAUGUUUGUCCGGUGGUGGAUGAAGACGGAAAUGUGACGUUCACCACGGAUAUGCGAAUGGCAGCUGUGGAUCCCCAGGAGAUGCUUCACGACAACAUGUUAGCGCAGGACGACUACCCAUACCAGCGCAUCCAGGAGAACCCGCACAACCUCCAACAGCUCCAGCAGCACACCAACCAGUUGGAGCACGAGUUGGCCGUCAUGGCAGCAGCGGCAGCUGCGGUGCACCCCAUGAAGGAAAAGCUUGAGCCGCUCUCCACGACCGAUUUAGCGGCCCAGUUCGUCGCAGCACAUCUCCAGCAGUUCACUCAGAGCCAGAUGCUCCAACAACAGCAGCUCCAACAACAGCUGCUCCAACAGCAACAACAGCUCCAGCAAAUGCGGCAGCAGCAGCUCCAGAUGCAAAGCCAUAAACUUAAGGCGCUCGAGGAGAUGUCAAAUGCGAAUAUCGACCAGCAGUUGUUGGGUGCCGGUACACUUGAUGACGACAUCCACCAGCAGGUUGCCGCCAUGGAGACGCAGUAUUCUGGGAACAUUGAAGAGCUCGAAGGCGAGGGCUACCAAGAGGAGGGAUUGGAGGGUCAAUCACUCGAAAACGGGCACAUGCAUUUGUUGCCUGAUGAUUUACUCUAGGAGUAAGGGUAGAAGUUGUGAGGCUGCAAUAUAUGGAGAGUAGAAAGAUCAAGUGUAGGGGUGGGGGGAGAUGGAAUAUUCCAACCUCAUUAAAGGUGAAAAAAGUGUAUUUGCCCGCUCAGAGUAGGGUCAAAAUCUCUCCGUUCGCUAACCCCAGUUCUCGAAACAACCAUACUGGAUGCUUUUUUAAACGUUUAUGUUUAAAAAGAAACCUUGUUUAAAUCAAUGCCUGUUAUCAGUAUAUCAGAGUUAUCAUUUAUUACGAUUCGCGACUAAUGUCUACAGUUAAACGCCAUUCUCAA